This is a messenger RNA of Trichoderma citrinoviride, 714 nucleotides long. RefSeq names its product orotate phosphoribosyltransferase. Gene Ontology annotation, biological process: 'de novo' pyrimidine nucleobase biosynthetic process; pyrimidine nucleotide biosynthetic process; pyrimidine ribonucleoside biosynthetic process. The transcript has a single exon. NCBI's taxonomy places the organism in Eukaryota, Fungi, Ascomycota, Sordariomycetes, Hypocreales, Hypocreaceae. Gene Ontology annotation, cellular component: cytoplasm. The coding region runs from base 1 to 714 and encodes 237 amino acids. The record is from RefSeq and is a predicted model, not a curated record. Gene Ontology annotation, molecular function: orotate phosphoribosyltransferase activity.
AUGGCCUCCUCCACCUCCCAGCUCCCCGCCUACAAGCAGGACUUCCUCAAGGCCGCCAUCGACGGCGGCGUCCUCAAGUUUGGCAGCUUCGAGCUCAAGUCCAAGCGGAUAUCCCCCUACUUCUUCAACGCCGGCGAAUUCCACACCGCCCGCCUCGCCGGCGCCAUCGCCUCCGCCUUUGCAAAGACCAUCAUCGAGGCCCAGGAGAAGUCGGGUCUCGAGUUCGACAUCGUCUUCGGCCCCGCCUACAAGGGCAUCCCGCUGUGCUCCGCCAUCACCAUCACGCUCGGCGAGCUCAGCCCCAAGAACCUGGACAGCAUCUCGUACUCGUUUGACCGCAAGGAGGCCAAGGACCACGGCGAGGGCGGCAACAUUGUCGGCGCUUCGCUCAAGGGCAAGAAGGUCCUCAUUGUCGACGACGUCAUCACCGCCGGCACCGCCAAGAGGGACGCCAUUGAGAAGAUCACCAAGGAGGGCGGCAUUGUUGCCGGCAUCGUCGUUGCUCUGGACCGCAUGGAGAAGCUUCCCGCUGCGGAUGGGGACGACUCCAAGCCUGGCCCGAGUGCCAUUGGCGAGCUGAGGAAGGAGUAUGGCAUUCCCAUCUUUGCCAUCCUCACCCUGGAUGACAUUAUCGACGGCAUGAAGGGUUUUGCUACCCCUGAGGAUAUCAAGAACACGGAGGAGUACCGAGCCAAGUACAAGGCCACCGACUAA